Messenger RNA from Funneliformis caledonium, 162 nucleotides. The record is from the annotation of a GenBank genome assembly. NCBI's taxonomy places the organism in Eukaryota, Fungi, Glomeromycota, Glomeromycetes, Glomerales, Glomeraceae.
GAUAAAAUUAAAAAGGCUAGAAAAAUGGUUGAUAUUUUUGGUCCUAUAGGUCCAUUUAGAAUUCACUACAUUCGUUCAUUUUCUGUAGACCAGCUCUCAUAUUUUAAAGAAGACAAUAUCAACUUCAUAAAAGCAAAAUUACCAAACCCUGGAACGUCAUGA